Molecule: messenger RNA, 654 nt
Organism: Opisthorchis viverrini
Lineage: Eukaryota; Metazoa; Platyhelminthes; Trematoda; Opisthorchiida; Opisthorchiidae
Exons: 4
Coding region: 1-654 (217 amino acids)
Source: RefSeq, a predicted model, not a curated record
AUGGAAGUAGCUCGGGUGUGUUUCCUGGUGGUUGAUCAGAUGACAGUCGAUCUGUUCGCCACACUGACGAUGUCUCCUCGACUGGAGACGAAACGUUUGCAAGCCAAUUGCCAAGCCCGGAGUGUCAGAUUCCCCAAAGUAACCUCAGAACGCCCGAAACCUACUGAGACCCUAAAGCUCCACCAAAAUCUCAAUAGGGUAGCUGUUAAGCAUCCAGGUUCGUCAAUCAUUCAAGCAAUUCAGCAAAGCCUGCCGAGUGUUCAGGCACGCCACAGAAGCACGACCGAAUUUGAUCAGUAUUCAAAUGACAGUCGAUCUGUUCGCCACACUGACGAUGUCUCCUCGACUGGAGACGAAACGUUUGCAAGCCAAUUGCCAAGCCCGUCGCAAGCUACCAGGAGUGUCAGAUUCCCCAAAGUAACCUCAGAACGCCCGAAACCUACUGAGACCCUAAAGCUCCACCAAAAUCUCAAUAGGGUAGCUGUUAAGCAUCCAGGUUCGUCAAUCAUUCAAGCAAUUCAGCAAAGCCUGCCGAGUGUUCAGGCACGCCACAGAAGCACGACCGAAUUUGAUCAGUAUUCAAGUGGAAGCACGAUCAAUAUAGAUUGGUGUUCAGACAGCCUGGAUCAAUGUCAGAAAGUGCCCUUCAAAUAG